AUGAGAUUUGAUGACUGGACUCAGCCAAUUUGUCUUCCACCCCGGGACUUCACUUAUCAGACUGGAAGAAAAUGCGUUGUUUCAGGAUGGGGCAGCAUGGGACUUGCAUAUCCAUCACGGCUUCAAGCUGCCGUACUUCCGAUAAUCGACAGAGCUGAAUGCAUAAACUCAUCCCGGAUCUAUGCAUCUAUGAGCCGAUCAGCGUUCUGUGCAGGAUAUCUUCAUAUACACUCAGCCCGUAGUGUACAGCGUAUCACAUUCUUUAAUAGCGCAAGGAUGUUCAAGGACAUAGCUGGCGCUGAUUCGCGCUCUAUGGCCAAUUAUACACCUGCGUUCACUCACAUUUUGGCGUCUGAUGUGCAGUCGCACCAGGGUGGUGUCGAUUCAUGUCAGGGUGAUUCUGGUGGUCCGUUAGCAUGUCAGAAUGAAAACGGACCGUACGUCUUAGCAGGCGUGAUCAGCUGGGGUGAUGGAUGCGCACAAAAAGGUCAACCAGGAAUUUACACAAUGGUUGCUCCCUAUUUAACUUGGAUACAAGGAAUUGUCAGAUUGUGA
Messenger RNA from Strongylus vulgaris, 555 nucleotides. The record is from the annotation of a GenBank genome assembly. Lineage: Eukaryota; Metazoa; Nematoda; Chromadorea; Rhabditida; Strongylidae.